UGUGUUUCGUUGCUCUUUUGUUGCUCGUAUAUACAUACUCAUCGUGAAUUUUGUAAAGUUAUAAUUGUUUAAUUUUUAAAGAGAGUAGGGAAGUUAGAAUGGCUAUUAACGUACACAAUUCAGAAUUUGAUUUGGCUUAUAGAGGUGAUUUUGAAACAUUAAAGUUGAAAGUUUGUGAUCAUCCAGAAGUUCUAUCGCUUCGAGACUCGGAUCAAAGGCUGUUGCUUCAUUGGGCAGCCCUAGGAGGUCACGAUAUAAUUGUGGAGUACCUUCUGGAUAAGGGUUGUCCAGUUGACCCCAAGGAUGAUACAGAUAUGACCCCACUGAUCCUGGCGGCGUCGGCCGGGAAGGAGAAAGUGGUCCGUGUCCUUGUGUCCCGUGGAGCAUCUGUCAACGCCAGGAACAACGAGGGCCAUUCGUCACUGCAGUAUGCAGCAUCGAAAGGCUGGGGCAGCAUUGUGCAGCUGCUGCUGCAGAACGGAGCGGACGCGAACAUAGCGGACAAGCUGGGGGCCACGCCGCUGCACCGGGCGGCGUCCAGGGGCAACACGGAGGUGGUGAAGAUGCUCCUGGCCCACCCGGGGAAGACAGAUGUCAGCAUUGCAGACAGAUACGGGAACACACCGCUACACCUCGCAUGCGAGGAGAACCGUGCAGAAGAAGCUAGGCUACUGGUGAUGAACGGUGCGCCGCUGGACAAACAGAACAGGGAGAAACUAACGCCACUAGACCUCGCUCCCUCUGUGCUCUCUCGUCAGCUAGUAACCCUGCGAGAACAGUAAUAUUACUUCUCGUUUUGUUAAUAAAUUAUUUUACAUCCUA
Molecule: messenger RNA, 822 nt
Organism: Bacillus rossius redtenbacheri
Lineage: Eukaryota; Metazoa; Arthropoda; Insecta; Phasmatodea; Bacillidae
Product: 26S proteasome non-ATPase regulatory subunit 10-like
Exons: 5
Coding region: 99-782 (227 amino acids)
Biological process (GO): positive regulation of transcription by RNA polymerase II
Cellular component (GO): nucleus
Molecular function (GO): protein binding; transcription cis-regulatory region binding
Source: RefSeq, a predicted model, not a curated record